AUGGAAGUAAAGGUAGGUGAGUUCAAGCCUAUUGAUAUCCAGCCAGAAGCAGCCUAUAACUAUCUCACGGGAAAGGGGAACAACACAAGAGAAUCGAAGGCACAUGUGGCCUAUAAUGAUUUUUCCGUGAAGCAUAUAGUGAUGCAUAAGUCUGAAGGGGCAGAAAAAUUUGCUAAGCGGAGAAAGACUACUGCAGAAAAAGGGAAGAAAUCCUCUGUUCAACUUCAGGAUGAGUCUUCUGAAGAAGAAGAGGCUCAGUUGACAAGUUCAGAUGAUGAGAGAACUCACACAGAUUCAUCCGAGGAGAUCCCUAGUGCUAAUUCACAUGAUGAUGAUCAAGGAGAGGACAAGGAUGAAGUUGGAGAGGACAUUGACGAAGAUGUUCGUAGAAUAAAUGAGCAGGAGAAUCUUGCUGACAAAGAAGAUCAUCUCCAUCAGACUCAUAUGCAUGAAGGUAGGAAGAAAAUGGAAACUGAUGGGACAUCUACUGAAAAUGCAGAGAGAGAAGCAAAAUAUGAUUGUGAGAUGUACAUUGAGAUGUGGGAGGAACAUAUGGAUGAAAGAAAAGAAGCAACAAGGAUUGGUGAACUUGUCUCUGGCUUGAAAGAUAAGGAGUCCUCGGAGUCUCUGGAAAUGGAAGUUGACAAAAUGGUUAACGAUGAAUCACUUGCUGUUGCUACCGAGGAAUUGACUGCAGAAAUUGCAGACAAGACACGGGAGCAACCCAAGGAAAAAGAGUCUGAUGUUCAGGAGGAACAACCCAAGGAAAUGGAGUCUACUAUUGUGACUCAGAAGAAGUUAUCCAAGGAGACAGAAUCUGUUGCUGGAGAGAAAGAAAAGAGAACUUCAAAUGACAUUCUUGCUCAGACUCAGAGGGAGAUCAAUUUGCAGCGCGUUCUAGAUUCUACCUCUAAGAGAGUUUCUUCAGACAAGGGAAAGGCACCAAUGGCUGAAGGAAGGGCUAGAACACCUGAUAGAAAAUUAACUCCAGAGAAGACCCUAAAUGCCUUCAUUAAAGAGCUGGAGGACACAAGAUCUUCACAAGGUUAUAGGCUGGACGCGAUUGCAAAAGAAGUUAUGAAGAAGUUGAGCACUUUUCAGGAGAUGCUCGACAAAUAUCUUCACCUCUUCUUCUCUGAGAUGGCCAGCUUGGAUACUUAUUCUCUAAUUUGGGAAGAAAACAUUACUCAAGAAGUUCAUGAACUGCUGUCUUUGAGAAAUCUCACUUCUGCAAUUGUUGGUACAAGUGGAGCAAAUCAAGACCAGAAUGAAGAAGUUCCAAAGGAGGAUGGCAAUGGGCCAAAUGGAGUUUCCUCCUCUUCUGCAAAUCCAAAUCCACCACCUUCUACUUAA
Messenger RNA from Rhodamnia argentea, 1353 nucleotides. RefSeq names its product protein starmaker-like. The record is from RefSeq and is a predicted model, not a curated record. The transcript is spliced from 4 exons. NCBI's taxonomy places the organism in Eukaryota, Viridiplantae, Streptophyta, Magnoliopsida, Myrtales, Myrtaceae. The coding region runs from base 1 to 1353 and encodes 450 amino acids.